GGGUAACGUCCCGGCAGAUACGUCCCAUGACGAAUUUUGGCGUUUUCUUCACCAGCCUCCAGUUUCUUCGCCCUCUAUCUCUACAUCGGGUAAAAUGUCUUCGAGUCAAUUGGGUGAUACUGGAAUAACAUCGAUCUUCCUCAUCGCUCGUUCGAACUGUGCUUUUGUCAAUUGUGAUUCGGAGGAGCAUUUGCACGCCGCAAUUGCACGAUUCAAUGGAGUUCCACUCAGGACGCACGAUUCUCGAUGUCCGAGAUUAGUUUGUCGGGUCAGAAAGCCUGAUGAUGAUCUUAGGGCUGGAGUAGGAGGGCAAAGGGGGAUAGGUAUGCACAUGCGCUGGGUACAGGAACAGGUCCGUCGAACUCAAGAGACUGAAGAUCCUACGUCGAGUGUCUCAUGUAGCCCAAUUGAUGCUGUCGGCCAAUUUUUAAGGCCUACCACCUCUUUAUCAUUGUCAAGUGAUGAGGAUCUUGGACGUAGUCAGGUGCGAUUCAAAUCAUAUGGGAUGAAGACACAGUCGAGCACUGGGUCGUAUGCAUCGACGAAUUCGAGUGUUUUAUCGCGGUAUUUUCCAAAGCGCUUUUUCAUUCUCAAGUCAUUAUCUCAGUCUGACCUGGACACUAGCGUUGAAGAAGGUUUAUGGGCAACUCAAACACAUAACGAGGGAAUUCUUGAUCAGGCAUACCGCACGAGCCAAGAAGUGUACCUGAUUUUCGGUGUGAACAAAAGUGGCGAGUUCUAUGGUUACGCCAGAAUGGUUAGUCGGAUUUUGCAAGGAGAGCAUAGAGUAUCGUGGGCUGGACAAGCUGACUGUUCACCCUCGCCCCCAGUGUCGUCAGCACAAGGUCGUCGACAGUCGGUCACAGUCUCCGAAGAACAUCCACUUGGUGGGCAAAAAAUAAGUGCGAAGGGAAAAGAACGGAUGUCAACGUAUUUCUCUCCUACUGAACACAGGAUGGUCGAAGGAUCACCAUUACCCCUAUUGCCUUCCCAAACCACUCCUGGUCUUGGCAUUGAUAAGGGUGCUGUCAGUCUCGUUCCUGCUGUUCGCCCGCCUACCGUCACUGCUAGUGGGCGGACCCCUCGGUCAGCACCUGCUGAAUUGGGUGCAACACGUCGUGAAGUUGCUCCUAAAGAGCCUAUCACAAAGUUCAGCCUUAACGAGAAGGCGCGAUCUCCUGCAGAUGAAUUCGCAUUAGACAGGUCUGCCCCGAUCCGCGCGUUGCGAGAUAAGAAAGGGACUGAUGAAUCAAUAUCUGGGACGACAUCAUCUCUACAACCGGUGAAAGAAGAGAAUAAUGGUGGGGAUGGCGAAGAAGAAAAUGAGGUGAAGGAGAAGCGCCUCGGCAAUUCGGAGCCAGAUCAGGGAAUCGUACAGCCAAAAGAAGGAGAGGUCCAUGAAGCAAUUUGGGGCGAGCCAUUUAGAGUGGAAUGGUUGUGCACUGAACGACUUCCAUUCUACCGAACGCGACAUAUGAGGAAUCCGUGGAACCAUGACCGAGAAGUCAAGGUGUCUCGAGAUGGGACUGAAUUGGAGCCGGGGAUCGGUCAACAACUUAUAGAUGAAUGGCUGGCUCUUGCUCACACGGCCUCACAAGGAGAAAGGAGCCGCAAUGCAGGCGGUUCAAGCAGGCGUGCGACGAAAUCGACUCCUGCGAUUCAGCCUGCGGUGACCUCGGGGGGGAGAUGACGGCUUCCAUGGCCAUGACUCAGGCAUUUUAAAGGUUACACCACAUGGUAACAAUGACAAGAAUCGAACUUCAUACACUCUAUUCAAACUGCAUAACACACACGUACAUUGCAUUCAUUUUUACUUACAUUCAUUAUUUCAAUUCUCGACUUCCGAUUACGACGACAGGAAUACUUGUCAUUCACGACACAAGAACUGUCAUUUUAUGGCGCCCCACGAUUAGUUCUACUAAGCUUUGUUUUCUGUUUGCACAUCCCGUUACGCCACCUGUUUAUCGAUUGAUUUCCUCAAACCCGUUUUGUGCCCCUCAUAUAAUGCAACAAUAAUAGGCAUACACUUCCUUAUUACUUAUUGUCCUAGUAUUGCUGGCUUUUAUACACGUCCCGCCUGUGCUUGGGUCAUUUAUGGGCAUGCACAUUAUAAAUUCCGACCAAUG
Molecule: messenger RNA, 2126 nt
Organism: Serpula lacrymans var. lacrymans S7.9
Lineage: Eukaryota; Fungi; Basidiomycota; Agaricomycetes; Boletales; Serpulaceae
Exons: 3
Coding region: 95-1690 (531 amino acids)
Biological process (GO): regulation of alternative mRNA splicing, via spliceosome; mRNA splicing, via spliceosome
Cellular component (GO): nucleoplasm
Molecular function (GO): N6-methyladenosine-containing RNA reader activity; mRNA binding
Source: RefSeq, a predicted model, not a curated record